Betta splendens (Siamese fighting fish) is the source of this 2262-nucleotide messenger RNA. RefSeq names its product cell division cycle 7 homolog (S. cerevisiae) (gene cdc7). NCBI's taxonomy places the organism in Eukaryota, Metazoa, Chordata, Actinopteri, Anabantiformes, Osphronemidae. The record is from RefSeq and is a predicted model, not a curated record. The transcript is spliced from 12 exons. Gene Ontology annotation, molecular function: ATP binding; protein serine/threonine kinase activity. Bases 238 to 2103 code for a protein of 621 amino acids. Gene Ontology annotation, biological process: mitotic DNA damage checkpoint signaling; protein phosphorylation. Gene Ontology annotation, cellular component: nucleus.
ACGUGAUAUCACGAGAUUUUUACUGAAGUAACGCGAGAUGUCUGUCGUCACUUUUCGCGCGGAGUUUGUUGUCUGCGGAAAAGCCGUGUCCUCAAAGUGAACAAGUUGUGUUACUCAGCGAGUGUGGCUGAGAGUUUAUGUUUACCGCUUGCACAGAUGGAGCAGCUCUUUACUAGUCGGAGUUCUUUGUGAUGCGCUUUCUUGAGAACCUGUUGCAUCUUUCGACCAAAUAAAGCGAUGGAGUUGUCUCCCGUCUCCGCUGAGAGCAUCAGCAGAAACGAGAGCGUUAAACCUGACAGAAGUCAUAGGAAAAGCAAACUCUCAAGGGAUGUGGAAAUUGACAUUGAGUCCCUUUACAAAGCUGUUCCUCAGCUGGCUAAGGUUUUUCGCAUCAUAGACAAAAUUGGAGAAGGUACAUUCAGCUCAGUUUAUUUGGGUGAAGCUCAGAUGAGGGAUGGGAGGAAAGAGAUGUUUGCCCUAAAACACCUCAUUCCAACCAGCCAUCCUACUCGCAUUGCUGCAGAGCUUCAGUGUCUUACUGUGGUUGGGGGCAGAGAGAAUGUAAUGGGGGUCACAUACUGCUUCAGGAAGGAGGACCAUGUGGUGAUUGUCAUGCCGUACAUGGAACAUCAAGCAAUUGUGGACAUCAUUGGAUCAUUAAGCUUUGAAGAGGUUCGUCUAUACAUCUACCACCUGCUGAAGGCCCUGAGACACAUCCACCAGUUUGGUAUCAUUCACAGAGAUAUCAAACCAAACAAUUUCCUGUAUAAUAGGAACAGUAAAAUGUUUGCGUUGGUUGACUUUGGCCUGGCUCAGGGUACAGCAGACACCCAGGUUGAACUGUUGAAGGUGAUAAGACAGAAGUCCUCUCAUAAAGGUGGAGGGUCUACGGGGAAACAAGACACUACCCUGCGGAGCAAAGCACCAUCUAAACCUGCCACUAUCACAGCCUCCACCUCAGUCCCUCUGCCUCCACAGCGGCCACCUACUUCCUCCUCUCCUUCCUCAACCACAUCCAACUCAGCAUCGCGGAAAGCACUGGUUAAAAAAGCAUGUUCUGUCACCACCACUGUCAGCACCUCCAGCACAAAGUACACAAAGGAUUUGAUGGGACUUUGCAAAAUGACCAGGCCUGUGUUUGGGGAGAGGAGCCUGAACAGCUGCACUCCAGCGCCAUCCAUCACCAAACAGGCUGCCAUUAGGACAGAGUUAGUAAAACCAGCUAAAUCCCAGGACCCAGCUGCCCGAAGGUAUUCUUCAGCGCCUCGGACCUCCCUGCCUGCCAGGACUCAGAGCGGCAGUCAGAAACCUCAGAGGACAGUACAGCAGGGCCUCACUUGUAACUGCUACACAACUGACCGUGUCUGCAAUAUCUGCAUGUCCAGGAAGCAACAGGUGGCACCAAGGGCUGGAACUCCAGGCUUCAGAGCACCAGAGGUUCUCACGAAGUGUCCCAACCAAGGAACAGCCAUAGACGUCUGGUCAGCUGGUGUGAUCCUGCUCUCACUUCUCAGUGGUCGUUAUCCUUUCUUCAAAGCCAGUGAUGACCUGAUUGCGCUCUCUCAGAUCAUGACUAUACGGGGCUCCAGAGAGACCAUCCAGGCUGCCAAGGCCUUUGGUAAAAUGGUGGUAUGCAGUCGAGAGCUGCCUCGACAGGACCUCAGGACACUGUGUGAGACACUGAGAGGACGAAGACCAUCCCCAGAUGAUGAGGCCACACCAAUUCCCAAAACCGACAAAUGCGCCAUCACCAUUACUGGCUGUAAAAUCCAGGAUGAGACACCUACACACCAUCCACCUGAAGAAACUUUAAAGCAAUGCAAAGAUGGAGCAGAGGAAGCAAGUUUGUCUCUGACUAAAACUCUGCCAAAAUCUUCAGGGAACAAAAAAAACUCUAGUUGUUUGACUAAGCACAACUCUGAGACAAAGUGCGAGGAGGAAGAUGAGCGAGGCUGGGACGCCGUUCCUGAUGCUGCCUAUCACCUGCUGGACCGGCUGCUGGACCUUAACCCAGCCACCAGGAUUACAGCUGCCGAGGCCCUGAAGCACCCACUGUUUAGAGACUUAGAAGCUACAGAUGGUCACAGAACUCAGACUCUUUAACAGAGGAAGGUUUAUGUGCAUCUAUGGCACACCAUUCAGGUGUGAACGCUGCUGCCACCUUUAGUGUAUGAUAUGGAAAGACUUUUAUUCAUUAUUUAUACCUGAUUACUGUACAGGAUUGCUGUGCUCCACGUUUUCAAAUAAAAGGGUAAAACUAAA